This is a messenger RNA of Porites lobata, 17348 nucleotides long. Lineage: Eukaryota; Metazoa; Cnidaria; Anthozoa; Scleractinia; Poritidae. The record is from the annotation of a GenBank genome assembly.
UCUUUCACAGGUAUUUAUUCUAAACUCAAAGAUCCCUCAGUGCCUAGGGACGAGAAAUUGUUUUCAGCAAGACUUGCCUGGGACUCCACUGAUUAUGUGAUACCCAAUAAACAGCAAGUUCUCCUUGACUGGAUCAUCCAGGAAAUUUUCAAUGAAAGCAAGAAAGGUGCUAAGUAAGUACUUUAGAAAAAUGCUGCUUGGUUAGCUCAGUGGGUAGCAAGCUGGUCUGCCGAGCGGUAGGUCAUGAGUUUAAACCCCAGCCAGACCAACAACAAUGGUCUUAAGAAAAAAAACUGGUAAGAUCUUGCUGGCUUUGAUUUAAGAUGUUGCCGUAGUUCAGAUAAUAGCAUCUUUGGGCGGUGACUUUAGGCUGUUGGCUUUGUCUCCUUUAUCCUUCUUUCAUUAGUAAGAUCGAAGGGGACAAAAAAGAACCCAUACUUUUGAUCGAAAAGAGUAGGGAAAGUUUUCCCAGAGGUGUGUUCUACCUUUCACAUUUAAGCAAUAGAAAACAUUUUUGUGUUUGCAUAGCCUGAUAUAAACCCGAGAGGGGUUGGGAGAAUUCGAAAGGUUUGCAUAACUGUCGGAAAUUCUCCCAACCCCUUGAAAAAUGCAAAGCUGUUUGUUAUCAUGGCACUGAUCACAAUAAAAUUGAAAGAGAAAUUCUUACCAGUCGCGAAGUCUUGUACACGAAGUCUUGCACAGGUAAACAGUUCUUAUUUUGCAAAAAAGAUGCUUUCCAAAAUAUAGAUUUUUCUCGCUUAAAAUGUCAGCUUAAGCACUAGAAAAUUGACACAGCAUGUUCGUAAAGAUUUUCCAAGUUUCAGCUGAUAAGGGAAUGGGUAAGUAAAGUAAACUUGUCUAGUUUUCAACUAAAAAAUCUUCAAAACAUCUUGACAUCACAACUAUGUUUACAUACUCUCAUGCUAUCUUAGCUAUUUUAUAAAUCAUUCAUAUCAUGGGCUGGGUGGGUUACAGUAGGCUCAUACAUGUAAAUGGAUGAUAUUAGGGCCGUUUAUACGAGAGAAAAGCCGUGGCUUAUUUUCUCUUGUAUAAACGGCCCUAUUGACUGCUAGUGGCUUCCUUGUGUGCUGAUGUCCAAGCUUACUGUUAACAUGUUGAUGAAUGAUGUAAAGAGAGCAUGUCUGUUGUCCUCUCAUCCACGUUUCAUUCACUCAUUCAGGUAAAGUACUAUACACAGGUCAGAUGUAUUUAUAAAAUUCCUGAAUUGCUUAUUACUCAGGCAUACUGAUUACAAGGUAUACACAUCUUUGUGGAACUUACUUCGUCAUGCUCUUCAGAGUCAGCAACUUGUUUCUCAUGCAAAAAUACCUGUCACACUUAAACCCCAGCUUGUCCAGGUUUGUCACCAAAUCUCUUAAAUCGUAAUUUGUGUUAUGUAACAAAAUACAUGUAAUAAUACAUUGUAUGUGUUACAAGUGAAGGCAUGCAAUCUGCAGUGCUUGAUAUGUGAUGAAAGUAUCAAAAUAUUUGACGAUCUGUUCAUAUUGCCCUUCAGCAGUAUGUUUGAAACUAAACAUUGUACAUGUGAGACCUUUAACUGCUUAAAUAAAAAUGAAAAUCUGAUCUUUUGCCAAUCAAUGUGUGAAUGGUGUCAUCAAGGAUAAGAAAAUGUUUUACGUGGAGCUAUAAUUAUGUAGAAGAAAAGAAAUGUUGUAAAGUAAAAUAAAAUAUUCAAAAAUUGUAAGAAUGGGCAAAAGUAUGUAUGAAAGGUAUGAAAUAAUUUAUUUAUAAAAAAUUAUCAAUUUGAAUAAGAUACAACAAUGUAAUGAGUGUGUGUCACAGAACAAAGAUAAAAGGUCUGCAAAUAAUUAUCUGCUGCAUUCCUUGUAAUUUUGUUCAUUGUUUCUAUCAGGUAUUUACAGAUACGUUUUUGUGUCAAGAAACUGUUUGGGAAGAGAGCUUUGUAGAUAUUGUUACCAGCUGCUGCUUCACUGUUUUGUCAAAUACUCAGCUGGCAUCCUGUUUGCUGUCAAAGUUUGAAGGUUAUGUAAGUGGAUAGAACUUUAUUUUUUUGCAUGUCGACAAAGGAUUGAAUUUUGCACAAGGGAAAAAUGUUUCCUAUUUGGAUAUGAUAUACAUGAUUGUACAAUGUACAGCUGUAUGUCUGACCAAGUUACCAUGUUAUUAAAACACUCACUGUGUUGACCUUCAUUUUCAUUAUUAAUAAGCACAUGACAGUUUAUGAAACAUUCAAGUUUGUACUUUCUUUCAGGUGACAUUUUUGUCAGCAUUGCUAUCUUCAUUUGAACCAAUAUGCUGUGAUUCACUAAAAGUGGUCCAUCAUUUAGUUGAAGUCUGCUUAGAAAAUUAUCUUCUUGUGCAAAGGCAGCAAGCUAACCAACGAAAGGUGGGUGUAAAUCGCAAUCUAGCCCUAAAUUAACCAAGAGAAGUACAGUAUGUGUAGAUCAUUAGGGUGUCCAGGUAUGAGGAAUAAUUUCUGGUUAUUGAUUUUGGGGGUGGAGGCGGGAGGGGGGGGGGUUGCAUUCAUGUAAGAACAAAAUUUAAAUUCACAGUGAUUAGAUCCUACACAAUAUGGCUUCCUGCGGCUCGCAACCCAGCAGGAGUUUUGCUGCUUUCACCUGCCAAAUCUGGAAUGACAGGAUGCUACAGAAAUUGCAAGUCAUCAGUAAAGCCUCAAGCUUAGCCACUUCGACCACUGUGCCUAAUCAGACGAUAGCACAAGGCAAGACAAAAGCCUUUCUUUCUGAUACUAAACAGGCUGGUAUACAACUGGACCAUACAAGAAAUCUCACCUCGCAAUGGUGGGUUAGCUGACGUCAGACGUCUGACAUCAUACCUCUCUCAUCAGACAUCUGACAUCAGACAUCUGUUAUCAGACAUCUGUCAUCAGACGUCUGACAUCAGAUGUUUGACAUCAGACAUCUGUCAUCUGACAUCAGACAUCUGUCAUCAGAAAUCUGAAAUGAGACGUCUGACAUCAUACCUCUGCCAUAAGACGUCUCACAUCAGACGUCUGUUAUCAGACAUAUGACAUCAGACGUCUGACAUCAACAGACCUCUGACAUCAGACAUCUGUUGCCAGACAUCUGUCAUCAGACAUCUGACAUCAGACAUCUGACAUCAUACCUCUGUCAUCAGACGUCUGACAUCAGAAGUCUGUUAUCAGACAUCUGUUAUCAGACAUCUGACAUCAGACAUCUGUCAUCAGACAUCUGACAUGAGACAUUCGUCAUCAGACAUCUGACAUCAGACGUCUGACAUCUUACCUCUGUCAUCAGACGUCUAACAUCAGACAUCUGUCAUCUGACAUCUGACAUCAGACAUCUGCCAUCUGAUGUCUGACAUCAGACACCUGACAUCAGACGUCUGACAUCAUAUCUCUGUCAUCAGAUGUCUCACAUCGAACGUCUGUCAUCAGACAUCUGUCAUCACAUGUCUGACAUCAGACAUCUGUCAUCAGACAUCUGGCAUUAGACAUCUGUCAUCAGACAUCUGACAUCAGACGUCUGACAUCAUACCUCUGCCAACAGACGUCUGACAUCAGACGUCUGUUAUCAGACAUCUGUCAUCUUCUGAUGGGCUACUCGUGUGGGCAAGAUGGCCUAUCUUGCCUGUUUGGGGUCACCUGCUUUAUCCUGCUCGAAAAGAUUAUGAUCUGGCCAAAUCAAUACUAAAUUCUUUAUUGUUUGGUCAAGAUGGCUGAAUGUCUUGUGGGAGCAGAACCGUCUUUUGACUUCUUUUUGAAUGAGUUUCCUGCAGAAAGAUAAGGUUGGCCUUUGUUUUCGACACCACGUAAAGAUCUUUCACCUUUUACGAAAGUUAUUUAUGGCCCUUACAUUCAGUGAGAUCAAUUUACAAGUGUCCAAUACCAUCUUGAUGCAUCAGUGAAAGAAAGAUGGGGUUGAUGAAGCUAAUCAGAACAAAGAAUGAAGCAAAAAGAGAAAAGGAAACAUGUACUGUACAUUAUGAAACAACGUGUGAACCUUUGGGCUGAGUACCUAAAAGAAAAGUAAAAAGAACUUACAAAUGACAGUAUCCAUAUUAAAAGAACAGCAUAUCACGUAUAAGUUGAAUAACAUCCUAAUUACAGCACAAAAAGCCGAAAAUUGUAUAAACAAAUAUCAAAGAAAUCCCGAAUACUAAACACCCAAAACAACUUGACACUGAAAAAAAGGGAAAAAAAGAUGGCCUGAGUAGCCCGUUUUCGACUUCUUCUUGAUUGAGGAGGAGAAAAAGAGGCUCUUUGGAGUUGCCGCAGCCUGAACUUCUAGACUGGUCGAUCUUGUUUUUUCUGGUAAAACUGAUUUUUCAAGGGGCGAGCAUCUGUUUACUGACAAAGCUGAUGGUCACGACCGAGUUGCUUUACCAAGUGCACUAUUAUUAGGCCUGGGUUGAAACUGAAUCCUAGUAACAUGCAGUGCAUGCUCAACAAAGAUCUUACUUGAUUCAGGUAGAAUCUUUCCUAAGUACACCUAAAUCGAGCAAGCGAAGGAAAGGCUUCACUGGUAGAGUGGCUGAAUGUUUGCCUUUUUUAAAAAACAUUUUUCUCGUUUUUUUUUUUGUGGGGUGGAGGGGGGGGGGCAUUUUUAUGAACCUCGACUAUAUCUUGGACCCUAAAAAUGCAAAUAAAAUAAAACAAUAAUCUAGAAUAAAAUAUGCAGAUGAACCAAAUUAUAUUCAUUUGGCUGAUCAUUCGUGGGAAGGAUGACAUUUUCUGGCUGGUGUGUAAUGGUAACAAUACAUACAUAUUCUUAUUCCAGAAUACAGCUGACUAUACCUAACUAUCAUCUUUCUGAAAAUCAAUAGGUGUUUGCUGCUAUGUGUCAACAGCUCUUUGAACCAUUAGCCAUCCUGUGCCAUAAGUUAAAGGUACAUGAAGUAGAGUGUCAAGGUGAACUUGGUGAUGAGCAGCUAAAGAAGGAAAGACACAUCUGUCAACUGGUGGAGUUAGCCCUGUCAAGAUCUCUUUUUCAUUGGUAAAAGUUUCCUGAUAAUUUUGUUAACUUGUUCUUCCCAUUGUUCGUUCUAGUAACAUAGUAAUAAUUAUUCCUCGCAAAGCAAGGUUAUCGGUAAAAAAUUUUCAAAAGUCAGGUCGUGUCGGGGUUGCUAUGGUUGGUGGAAUCUCGGCUGCUGUUUAAAUAUAAACAAGACAAGAAUUUUAUUUGUACCACAUACAGAAAGAAAAGACAUUAAAAGGGAAACUACUUCUGUAUGGUACAAGCCUCCUAGAAAAAGCUAAUCUAGCUAGGAGGCAUUAUAGAUUAUUUAAGAGGUUGUUUCAUGAAGGCACUAGUAGAAAACAAUUUGAAAAACAAACAAACAAAUAAACAAAGAAAAGAAAAGGAAAAAAACGCACAUGCACAGACUUGAAUCACUGAAAAAUUGAGGAACAUUUCUCAAUUAAAUGACGUGAUAAAAUGGCAAAAAUCACACGCGUGAGUGACUGGUGAUGAUUCGCGACGGAGCACAGGAAGGAGAAAAAAGACAGACUCGUCAAUUUUAUCCUUCCUUUUUUCCUUUGCACGCAACUGUACAUUGAAGGGAACGAGGCAGGUACAUUAGGUUGUUUGUAUGCUGUUACCUAGUAACAAAACCAUGGCAAACAACAACGCAUGCCCGAAGCUGUAAUUUACAAUCAGGAACUAAUGCCAGCCUAUAGGCCCUUUGCAGCUAGCAAUUCACGUGGUAUAAAACAGCCGUGCUGGCGAGCAAAAGUUGCACUGGGACAAGACAAACAAAAGGCCAAUGUCAUUUAAAAUUUUAUUUCUUAUGUUUGUCUUGUCCCUUUGAGUCUCUGGCUUCCCAGAACAGUGGUUUUAUACCACGUGAAUGGCUAGCUGCAAAUGGCCUAUUGCUCUACUAAUUGUAGAUUUUGACCAGAAAACUGCUAAACUGCACCGUAAGUUCAAAUGGCCUUUUCCGGCUAAACUUCUAUGGGUAAAUGUGUCGAAACGAAUACUGACUUUGAGGAAUGUAGGUUUCUGUGGUGUAGUAGUAUAGCUGUCUUCUUUGGUCAUGCGAUAGAUUCUGUGGAAUGUCUUUUUUGUCUUUUUCUUUCUUGGCUUUUCUCUCCUUUUUUUCUUUCUGUUGGAUCCUUUCCUCAAGCUUCGGGAAGUUCUGCAAGACACGUAUUUCUAGUUUUAUACUACAUGAGAAAUUUCUUCAAUUUGAUUGGCUAAUACCAGUGGUAUUUCAGCUUAAUUUGAAAUUCCCACAUGUGAACAUUACAAAACCUUUACGGGCAGUAGUAUAAACAAAUAAUAGAAUGAUUUGUACGUGAUAGUGGGCAUAAAUACCACUAGUGAUAUUUCAAAAUUGUCUCAAAUUACGUAUAACAAUUUCGAAAUAUCACUCGUGGUAUUUAUGCCAAAUAUCACUACAAAUCAUGCUAUUACCUAUAGUAAUCGUCAUCUUCGUCAUUAUCCUUUGCAUGUAAUAGGGAUCAUUUAGCAGAGUAUCAGCAAGCCUUGAAAGGAGUGAGAGAGGAAAGGCAAACAGAGUCUCAAGAACCCUCCAAGAAAAAGGCCAGGAUUUCCAGCUAUCCUAAACUGCUCUUUGACAAAUUAUGGGAAAUGUCGUUGGAUUCAGUUUCGGCAGUGAGUAAACAUCUAUUCCUUUUUGAUAAAAAAAAAAGAAUAAUUGAAAAUAAUAAAAAUCCAAAUGUAAAUAAAAAGAAUUUAAAAAACCCUCAGAACUGGCUACAUGUAUUUCAAUGUUUCUAUAACCUUAAGAAUAAAGAUAAGCGAAAAAAGUUUAACACACCGUUUCGAUAUCGCCAUUAUUAAGGGACAAAGAUAAAACUAAAAACUGACUUAAUAUAUACAGUUUAAAGUGACAAAAUAAAGGACAGAAGUAAUAUGUUUGUUUUGUUUAUUCUUAAGUGUUUAACAAAUUUAACUUGUUUCUAUAACCUGCCAGGAUCAUGAAUCUCCAGCUUUAAAUGUCUCAUUAUUUUGCUGGUUUAAUACAUGCAGGUAAACACGGUGCGUGCAAUGAAAGAUGUCAGAAGGAAAGCAUUAUUGGAACUACUCCCUUUCCUGUUUAAAGAAUUUAUUACCUCCAGUAGGUUCGUAAUGCUCUUUAUUUUUGCUUAUUUGGUUUAGGCCCUGUUCACACAUAUCCAGAUAUUUUAUAUUUUAUGUUUUCAAAAGCGGUUCCUAGCGUGGAGAUUUUUGAAAACGCCGGCUUCUCAUUUACGUGUGGACGGACGAAAACAGAGGUUGUCGAAAGCGAAAAUACAUGUACUAGCAUCACACAUGCUCUUUAAGGGAUGGUAUGACAUUCCCAUAGUGUUAGCUUUUUCAUGUGGACGUGCGAAAACUAUUCAAAUACGCUACACGUGGACGCGUAUUUUUUUGAAAAUGGAGAAAAAAACAUCCGUUUCCACAAAUAUCGGCGAAUACGAGUGAACAGAGCUAUAAUUGAUAAUUGAAGAUGUUCAUGUACCAAACCAAAUAGGGGAAAUCAUUCCCAAUUUCUCGAACGGUAACCCUCGAUUUCUCGAGCCGCUAGUACUUGCCGGUUGGCAGUCGACCUCGAUGCGCCUUACCCCAGGUGACAAAAAAAAACACCUUGAUACCCAACCAGGAUAACCUUCAAAUAACUCGAACCCAAACUGAUUUCCCUCCUUAGUAAUUUUACCCCGAUUAAUUUUGUUGACCUUGCUAAUAAUUGAAAAUGUUUCUUUUUUCCCUUGAGCCGAUUUGAAAAAAUAUAAACAGGGAUUAGAUUGUAGUUUGAAAAUUGUUUUAUUUCCUGUACAGAAAAAUGAAUAAAUCGACAUCUUCGGCAGAGUUUGACUUUUUCACUGAAAUGUGUGAGAUUAUGGGUGUGUUAAAUGGCGGGUGUCAGUCAUCUGUUUGCGCCUUACUCCAUCAGAUGCUGGAAUGCAUAGUUUGGCAGGACGUUUAUCAGGUGAGUAAUACUUUACAUUUUGAUAAUGUAAUGCAUGUAUGUGUCAAAUAAAUCCCUGUAAAAUCCCUUAGUACGGAAUAGUCAGCCCGGAAAGAAGGUUAAAAAUUAAAAGUUUUGACUGAGUACUCUCUAGUUUUGCACUUACCGGAACAACACAACUAAGCUAGACAAUGUUGUAAUAAUAGCUGGAAAUUUUUUCCCAACAGCGCGCGCUCUAAUUGGUUACUUCGAGGUCACAUGACAUCUAACAAUGAAACUGUUUCCCGCCAAUUGCAAAAUCUAUGACGUCACGACCGCCGUUCAAAAAUUUCCAGCUACAGCUGUAUGUAACAAAUCAGUUUAAGACUGGUCCCUCGGGAAGCAGUUAAUUUUGUCUCCCUCGAAUCUCAAUGUUUCCCUGGGCUCUGCCUCGGGAAUCAAAAUUAACUGUUUCCCUCUGGAGCAGUCACUAAGUGUUUAUUAUUUUCCUGCGUCUUCUGGACAGAUUAUAUUCAAAUGCGCCCGUAAUUACAAAAUAUACGUUGCUCCUUGAAGCCCAGUCAAUGUUCUCUGUACAUUGUUUACACUGUUUGAUGAUCAUUAUUAUUUCUUAGGUAGCAAAUGACAAUUCAAAUGGCUGUGUACAGUUCCUUUGGCUUGAGAAGUUGGUAGAAGUUUUAAUUCACGAAGCCGAACUUUGGUAAAUAUUUUAUAUCUUCGCACAAGACGUCAUUUUGGAGAUUUUCCCGCUAUUUUUGUAACCCAGACGGGGGUUUCCCUUUGGGGUUUCUUGGUGACGUAAUACAAAAGAUAGAAAAGACACUAAACAAUACCCACAGCUCAACACAGUACCCACAAUGCCCACUCUUCAACACAAUAGCUCACUUACAAUAGUUUCCGCAACAACAAGAAACCCUUUAUUUGGCCUAAACGGGUAUCUGCCAUCCUGAGUUCUUUAUUUUUGUUAUUGUUAUUCAAGCGAUGCAGUUUUUAGGUGCCUUGAUGUCUUCUUGAAACUUAAUCACUCCUUGCUCGAGCCACGUUUGGAAAUUAUUUGGAAGAUGCUGUGGAAGCCGGAAGAAUAUGGUGCUCAACAUUCUUUGAUUUCUUCUCUUAUCACAACUUAUGUUAAAUUACGUCAGGUAUGUAAAGCAUAUGAACGUAUCGCCGUUAAUGUUGCAUUUAUGACUAAAGUGAGUUAUUUGAUUUUGUAGCAGUUAUUCCCUCAAGUCGUUUUUCCUAACAAAAAUGUCUUUUGUUUGUGGCUUUUGUUUUUGUAGUUUGAUAAACUGGUUGUCGCAAUUUUAACUUCAUUAAGAACCCUGGAGUCUUCAUCAUUUGGUCUAACACCACCGUUUAAACAGAGGCAAGUUAUGUUGCUUUUUUUUGUUUUGUUUGUGGUGGUGAUGCUGGAGCCAGGCCUCGUGUGCAGGAUCUCUUGGUCCCGUUCUAAGAGACCCUGGGAACAAGACUGCAGUAAAACCAGCCUGGCUCUGGAUGUCGACUUGCAAUCCAGAGGUUUGGGUUCAAGCCAUGCCCUGACCACAAGCUGAAGUCUAGUUGAUUAUUGGCCACUAGUUUAAUUUAUUGGGCACGCUCUUAAAACGCUACCUGGUUUGCUUGGUGCCAGUUGGGAGAUUUAACCUUGUUUUGAACGAUAUUUGAAGUAUUUGUUUAUUUGUUGUUCGUGUUGAUUUUGUUCCAAUGUAAAUUCUCGGAGCGAAAAGUUGUUUAUUUUCACUAGAAAUUUAAACAGUGUAGAUGGAACCUUGUACCGUUGGCAGCCGGGUGAUGGUUUUAACAACAAGUAUUCACUCAUACUAUUUGUUUUUGGUUAUUGUUUUUUUCUUUUUUAAAGCGAUAAUGAUAAUAACAGGAUCUUUUGUACUUUUGACAUUGUAUUUUAUGGCAUGGAUUGAUAGGCCUCCAUUUUAUCACCUACCUGUAUUAAGCGAAAGCGAAAGUUUAUAACCAAUUACACGUUUUCCCUAUUUCAGGUUCACUAAAGCCAUACAAGGGCUUCCAUUUGGCCAAAUUACGUGUAUCUGGAACAUAUUCUUGGAGGAAAUUAAAGAGAACUACAUAAAACAAUUAGAAUCCCUAAGUGAACAGGUUUUGGCAACAAAAAAGAACAAGAGGAAAUCCUCGCCGCAUUUUUUAAUCAUUUAUAGGAAACUGGAGUACGUCAUGAGUAUUUUUAAUACAUUUAUUACAAACAUUGGUUUCGGAGGAAUUGGAGAGGAACUGAAGACGAAACCGUCUGUGAUGUCUAUAGAAAAGUUUUUGCGGCAAACAACAAAGGAGGUACUUGAGCCUAUGGCACGGCUGGUGUCGCAAGCAAUCAGUCGCGCGGUAAGUGCGUAUAUAUUCUGGGUAUAAAAUCUUGUUUGGUCCCUCCCCGAAGCUGGGAACGUUUCGCGGAAGUUUUGUAGCAAAACAGGCGUAGACGUCUCUCUUGGGAAACGUUCCGUCCAGCGACGAGGAAAGCUAAGAGGCGACUGUAUUCGCAGCAGGCUGGCGAGUGCGUGUAUCAGGUAGUGUAUUACUGCCUAAGGUUUAUAAUAAUUGUGCCUGAUUUGGGUAUGUAUGAAAUCUUCAUGGAACAAUUUAAGUUCUGGUAAACUGACCACCCACCCCUCCCCUUAGCCAACAUGUUGAUUUAAGUGAGAAGUAAAUGUUAAUUUUGACUUAGGGGAGGGGUAGGAGGUCAGUCGUUUAAAUUGAUCUUCAAUAACGAAAGUUUAAAUUUCCCGAUGUUCAUUAUCUUUUUGCCAUUUACAAGCAGGGCCGAGGAUGUAAAUUCUAGCCUACCAAGAAAAUAAAUCCAGAUAGUAACCCUUUGAACGAAGGAGACUGGUGUCUUGUAUUUGUAGUAACGUUGUUGUGGAUGUCCUUGUUGUGGAUGUCCUGUGUAGGGAAACUUGAACUCUUGACUACCAUUAGUUAUAAGCUUUCUCUUUUUCAUCCAUUUCUUAACCCCGACCGGCAGGGCUUAACUUGAGUACCGUUUAUACCACACCGAGUUUCGCGAGGCUUAUUGCGGAUACGUAUUUCUAGAUAUAAGCUUUCUCUUUUUCAAUUGUUAAAACACGCUUGCUUACUUCCCUUCUCUCCAGGAAAAAGAAUCGGCCUUUUUCAGUGUCUUACUGUUACAAUAUUCCUUGGGAGAACUGGAACUGUUUCUAAACAAGUUUAAUCUGAUUAAAGAAGACGCCGAACAAACCAAGCUUCUGCCGCCAUUGGUUUGGAGUGACGAGUGCAGUGACUUUGUACCGACAAAAGCCCAGGCGACAGUUAGCGACGAAGGAAAACCUGGCCGGCUCUCUUACCUUAAGGUCUACACAGAAUGAAUGUGCAUCUGCACUUAUAUUGUUAUUUAUGUUGUUAUUGCACUUAUGUUUUAUUUCAUGUACAGUGAAACCCCGCUUUUAGGGACAUCCUCUUAACUCGAACACUUCAUUAUUCAUCCUGCUUGAUACGGACAUCCCGUUAAAGGGACAGGUUCACGGUUCAGCGCAUGCUCAUUUAUCAAACUGCUGUUUUUCUGCCGGGACAUGCUGUAUCGUCUGUGCAAGCAAUAUGAUGACAAAGAACCAAUCUGCACACUCCCCUGGCAGUCACUUGCACUUGAUCAACUUAAAUAUUUGCAAAUAGCUGUAAAUUAAUCAACCAUGGAAUAAAACCUUCGGGUCAACGAUAAAUUCAACGUUGGUAGUGUUGGCGUAAUCCACUAAUUUUUUUCUGCGAUUUUAGUACUCCUCCAUCCUACUUUAGGUUACCCUGAAAUACAAUUCUACUUUGACAUACACUCUGAGAUCGUUGAGAUACAUGUGAGUGGGAUUAUUGACCGAUAGAAUUAAUAACAAAUUGGAAAGAAGUAAUUUAAUUAAUGAGCAUGCGCUUAACCGUGAACCUGUCCCUUUAAUACUGACACUUUCUAUGGCCCCCUCAGUGUCCGUAUUAACCGGGUUUGACUAUACUGGCGGGCUACCCGAGCGGACAUGAUAAGCCUAUCUUUCCCGCUCGGGAUCUCCCGCCAUUUCCCUCGGAACGGAAAAGUUGAAAAUUUGCACCCGACGUUCGAAACUCCUUUGCGGUGGUGAAAUUCCGUUAUUUUUUCUUAGUGAGUUUCAACUUAAUGGCCCCUAGCAUGCAGUUGUAUCAGCAGGGUUUUUACGGUACAGUGUGAUUUUUUUACAGACUGCGUUGUGUGUUCAAAACAUCAGAUAUCUUCUAUUCAAGAGAACAGAGGUCGACGAGGAACUGUAUGAACGAACGAGACUGGUGUCCUGUGUUUGUAGUAACGUUGCCGCGGAUGUCCUGUGCAAAGGAACUUGGGAUCGAGAGGUGUGUUUCUCAUCAAUAAUUAUCUCUUCACCACUUUCGCAUUGCCCAUGUAACACCAUAAAAUUUUUCAGUCAUUUCGAUUAAACUGGUGAAAUAAAUCGGCCAUGGAGGGGAAAAGACACUAAUUUCCCGAGGGAGGGGACGCGGUGCAACUGGCAAGACCUCACGUUUUCGACUUAUCAACCUUGAAGCCUCUAGUAGUAGUUUUUUUGACCAUAUUUGUGUAUCAUUUUCAACAGGUGUUGUCAAUUGAUAAAGAAAAUGCUCCAGUUGCACUCUGGGAAUUGUUUUCGAGACACGCUGUUGUCAUUCUUCCUCUUUGUACUGCUGACCAGCAGCAAAAACUUGCUCACUUGCUCGUUAGAAGCAUCACACAGGAGACCCAAGCAACUAGACAAGAAAAACCUGGGUAUGCUUCUUCCAGAUAUUUAGUGGCGAUUUGUGAGCAAGCAAGUGCGUUUUCAUUACAGAUGGUGAUGAAUUCUUGAGUUGUUAUGAAAGAGUGACAUGAUGCCGCAAGUACUUAUUCAUUUCUCAGAAGGAAGUUUUCUUAAAUGAACUGUGUCACGAAAUUUAUCCAAAUUUAAACAGCAGGAAAUGUCAUCAAAUUGAGUGAAACAAGAAAAUAACAGCUCAAAACUUUAAAAAAGGGGACGGAUGGGCAAACUUGAAGAAGAUUAAAACGGAUUAAAAUUGUGGUUUUAGAAAACUUGUUAGCCUAAGAGCUUUCAAAGUUCAUUUUUGUUGUUUGAAAUGUUUGAUACGAUUGGGAGACAUAUUUGUUUGACACGAAGUUGUGAUUCGCUAGCGUUAAUUUUUUAUAGCGAAUAAGGACGUGUAAUUGGCAUUAUUAGCAACCGUAGCCUUGCCCCUUUAAGUUUUCAGCAACUCUUCCUGAAAGGGGAAAUGAGAUGUUUACAAGAUUGUUUUACGACGAUAUGUAAAUUCCUUUUGACUCGCCCGGGUUUUACCACUUUGAAAAGGGAAGGGUAUUAAACGUACUUUCCAUUUCAAUUAUAUUACCCAGGUAUAUCGCAAUGUCUGAUGUUUCCAUGGAGACGAUUCAAAGUACUGCUUUUCACGAGAUGCUUCCAAUGCAGACGACCACAGUCUGUGCUCUUUGGAGCCAACUGAAGCAGGCUACUGAUUCUAAAUGGUUGGUUUUCUCUUUUUAUACUACUUCAUGAGAAAUUUCUGCAAUUUGAUUGGCUUAGUGCAGUGGUAUUUCAGCAUAAUUUGAAAUACCUACAUGUGAAAAUUACUAACCUUUUGCAGGUAGUAGUAUAAACAUAUAAUAGCAUGAUUUGUAUGUGAUAUUUGGCAUAAAUACCACUCGUGAUAUUUCAAAAUUGUCUCAAAUUUCACUCGCCUAACGGCUUGUGAAAUUUCGUAUAACAAUUUCGAAAUAUCACUUGUGUUAUUUAUGCCAAAUAUCACUAUAAAUCAUGCUAUUACCUAUAGUAAGUCCAGUAUUUCCACUCCAAACUAGUACAUAAUGUAACCUCGGUUAGUAACGUCUGCGAAGCGGCGCCGAGAUCCUUCUUCUGGGCCCCAACGGACUCAACGAAUUACCGGAAAUGCGUUUCGAAUUUCCUUUCAUUCUGAUUGGCAAAUCCACAGUGGCUUUUUUAACAAGCCAACCAUGGCGCGUACUCAAAUCUUAGUACACAAGUGUAGGCCCAGAACAAGGAUCUGAGCGCUGUUUCGCAAACGCAGAGGGACUUAACCAGAGUUUAGUUCGUCUUUGGCGUAGGCUAUGCCAAAAAUGCCAGGAGCCUUGAUAAAUCAGAGGCUUCUGAAGAUGGAAUCCUUAAUUAUAAUACUGAAGUUCUUUGACGAAGUUUAAAGAACUCUCUAAAUUUAUUUAAACUUGCAUUCAAUUCGUUCUUAUGAAAUUAACGAAUUACAGACUUGACAUUUUUAGGGUGCGAUUAAGACUGAGUCAGUGCCGUAUCGAAAUACACUAUAAAGCUGUUUUCGUUGAAGAAUUUGGACCUGCUCAACUUUGGGACAACUACUAGACCCUAGGACGACUGCGGGGAAGGAAUUUAACUUAAGGUUCUCUCACGUCUUCUCUCAAAAUAGACACACCGGAAAGCUUCAUUUCACUUUUUUCACCAUAAAGGUUAGCUCAGUUAUUUUCAUUGAAGGGGGUUAGGCUCUCUUCGAUCGCAAAAGGGCAAAAAUCGAACGUUUGAUGAUUUUUUUUCCGCCACUACGAACCCGUCAUAAAAAUAUUGACAACGGCGCUGACAAGCGCGCGCUCGGAAAACCUCGUCUUCGUAGUCGUCCUCGUUUUAGAAUCUAAAGUGCUAAUGAAAGAAGCGAUAGUGUCCCCAAUAGCCGCCUCAUAGUGCAAUAUGACACAAUAAAGACUGGGGAUGUUUACCAUUUACACAAACCAUCCGGGUAAAAACCUUUUGCGUAAACAUAAAACUAAAAAAUUUGACGUGGUGGGAGAACAACCCGCUACAAAAUAUAUCGAAAUCAGCUGAACAGACGAAAAAGAGUGGAAAAAUUACAUCGCCCUCAAAUCACAGCCCAUAUUUUCUGAAGCUUCCCAAUCGGAAUAGCACGAAACAUUUGAUUUUCCAACCGGAAUUUAAGGGAUUUCACUUUUCGAAAUAGAGACUAGUUUAUAGGAUUCAGUAGGGAUUUGGGGGCCUUCACAAAUAUUUUGAAAAGAGUAAAUCGAUCUUGAUCGUUUGCGUUUUCCUCUUAUUUCUCGAUUUUACUUCUUUGACUUUUUUUCUCCUGUAGUACUUCAAAGGGUUUAGGCAAAAGACUGUUGAAAGCUCUCUCUGAUAUAGUGGCCAUAGUGGAUAUCUCAACCGCUGAAAAUAAGCAUCAAGGAAGAAAUUUUGAGGAAAGUAGUGACGAUGAUUCCCCCAUCGAGGAAGAUGAAAGUUAUGGUGGAGAUGAGAUGGAAGAAGAGGGAGGAGAGGAAGUUAAUGACGGCGCAAAUGGUAAAUUAUAUGUUUUACUUCUUUAGAAAAAAAAUAAUAAAUCACUGCGUUGCUCUCACGUGUCAGUAAAUUCUCUUUGCGACCAACAACAGUACUUUAAAUUGUCCUAUGUUUUGAAUGCUCUUUUGUCAGCCCAUUCCUUACUAGUGCUUAUGCUAGAAAGCAAUUUUUUUCUCUUGUUUUAGACGAUGAUAGUUUCGAUGAAGAUAUUGUUGACGAAGAGAAAGUGAAAGAGACGGGAGAAAUUGAAGGACAAACUGUAGGAAACUUAAAGGAUUUUUAUGCACUUGGUUGUGAGCUCACUGACAUCUCAGGAAGUGUUCUACUUGCCGAGGAUUCUGUCGUCAAUGUGUCGGCUGCCGAAUCUAAGCGAAUUCUAAAGGUAAACCUCCGGGCACUAAACGCCAAAACUGAUGGAAUGCUCGAUCACGAGUACAUGUGAUCUAUCAAACACUUAAAACGUGUUUCUUUCGAUGUGUACUGCCCAUUUAUUCCAACCGACUUUGGGAUUCUGAGUGCUUUCUGCUGUCUGCCAAUUUAUUCCCUGUUGAAACUUUUCCUUUUAUUUUGCAGGUUCUUGGGUAUCUGCCUCUUGAUUGGCUGUCAGAUUGGAACCACGCUCGCUGUUUGACAGCGCUGUUCACGUGUGACAUUCUUUUUACUUCUGCAGUUCUUAAGGUAACUGCUGACUGAAUACGCAUAAACCGCGGGCUCCCAAAUGUCUUGUUAUCAGUUAACCACCGUUACUUGAUUAGCGGUAAGGGCUCUAUGGUAUACUCAAGAAUUUGGAUACGAACAAUUGUUGACGGGUGUUAGUAAAUAGCAUCCCAUUCUCUUUAGACUCGGUAUAAUGACGGACAAAUUCAGUUUUGUCGAAUGUCAGUUCGUAGGCGUGUGCUUUGGUUUCUGAUCAACUGUGAGAUCAUACACAAAUUAAUGUCCCCGAACAGCUGGCGGUAAGCUUAGUCUCUAUCCGUGGGCGUACCGAUGCGCCCCCGGUACUCCCCUCUGCGGGGGAAGGGUAGCGCGGGCGCAUCGAACACUCACGUCUGGAGACUGAGAUUAAGCUUGGCUGGCGUUCGAAUGCGUCGUUGAUAGCCUGCAUAGCAGGCGCUUGUUGAAAGUAAUAGACGCAAGAAAGAAGGGGGCGCGCGAGGGAGACACGCGAGGGGAGAGCUCCCUCUCUCCUCGCGUCUCUCCCGCUCCUUCUCACAUAUUACUUUCAAGCACGUGCUACGCAGGCUUGCUCGCUGAAUGCCACGCCCUAAGGUAGAUAUAAAAACAAGAUGGCCGCCCGUACCGGUAAGCGCUCGAUCCUGUAGUCUGCUUCACAGCCGUUCUUUGUGUCGCCACGCAAGGAGCAGACUGUCAAUCCUGACGAUCUUCAGGGAAAAUAGAGGACUGAGAAUAGUCUAUUUCAUACAUUAUUGAUCGAAUAUUUGUUUUGGGGGCAGUCUGAGUUUAUAGUUGAGUGUUUGCCUUAGCGGGUCGCUACGGCAACCACAGUUUUUUUAUUUAUCUUUUUUAAAAUAUAACACUCUCAAUGGAUCGUACUCUUUUACACAGGUUCAGUUGAAUCAGCAUUCUUUUUCACAGUUACCUCCGCCUGUAGUCGCGUUUUUAUAAUUGCAUAGGUCUAGUAAAAUCUGUUAGUGUUAAAAAUUCAUUCUUGCUUUUAUUUAUUUAUUUUAGUCAAAUAGGCCAGCUAAUUAAGCAAAGAUGAAUUCAGUAAAGUGCCCAUUAUCUCAAUAUCGUCACAACAACAAAGGGGAAAAAUGAUUGUCACGCGCUGGAAUUAAGGGGAAAGGGGGAGGCGGAACGCUCGCUCUCGCGCGCCCAAAUUCCCCCUUCCCCUUCCUUUUAACGCCUUCCACGCAGGGCUAGCAGCCUGCUUGAGCAACAUACCGCAUCCCCUCCUGUUUUUAGGUUGAAUUAAAUUACCUUUGCGGUUGUGUUAUGUUUCAGGAGUGCUCUCCUGAUCUACUGAAGACGUUGCUGUGGAGCCGCCAGCUUCUUAAAGCGCUCUUUGAUGGAUGUGUCAGAAGGCGAAGGUUCAUAGCUCAUCACCUGAUCGAUUUCGAAUCUCUCUUACACUGGUGUUUUGGUUCGGCUACCAAGCUGUGGCGAAAGUGUCUCGAGGUUAGAACAGUCUUCCUUUAA